Uranotaenia lowii is the source of this 2199-nucleotide messenger RNA. Its product is annotated as dystrobrevin beta-like. Gene Ontology annotation, cellular component: plasma membrane; synapse. The record is from RefSeq and is a predicted model, not a curated record. Lineage: Eukaryota; Metazoa; Arthropoda; Insecta; Diptera; Culicidae. Bases 1 to 1362 code for a protein of 453 amino acids. Gene Ontology annotation, molecular function: zinc ion binding. The transcript has 9 exons. Gene Ontology annotation, biological process: synaptic signaling.
AUGACCGUGGUACAUCCAACGAUCUGCUCGGUUUGUCUGAGGGAAAACUUCACCGGUUUCCGGUAUCGGUGCCAGCGGUGUCACGCCUAUCAGCUGUGUCAGGAUUGCUUCUGGCAGGGUCGGGUCUCGUUGAACCAUCAGAACGAUCACGAGGUAAAAGAGUAUUCUAGUUACAAGAGUCCUAGCAAACAGAUCGGACACUCGCUGCGAAAAAGCUUCCGCUGUGUGCCGGAAAAACCGAAUCAGGUGCUACCGAGGUUCCCGGAACAGCCGGAAAAGACACUGAACCUGUCCCACAUUGUGCCACCCUCGCCACUUCCAUCACACAAUGGGUUCUCCGAUGGGGGAAUGAUCCCGGGGAUGUACGAUCGUAGCAGUACCUUGGAUUCGAGGGGCACUGGAUUGUCUCUGGACAGUAAUGGGACCUCGUUGACGCGAGGUGGUGGUGGCGGGGCGAAUUCGAACGAUGAAGAGCACAGGCUUAUCGCGAGGUAUGCCGCGAGACUCGCUCAGGAAAGUCGAACGCCCGGUGGGUCCGCCCCGGAUCCGGUGCAGAUCGGCCUGGACAGUUCCCGGGCCCAGCGGGAACUCAUAAUGCAGCUCGAAUCCAAAAACAAAGAAAUCAUGCGUGAAAUCCAAAAACUCCGCCGGCAGCAGGAAUCGGAACAGGUUGCGCCCGAAAGUCCGGCCCUCAUGAGUGAACUGCGAGCCCUGCGGCAACGGAAGGGCGAACUGGAAGGUCAUCUCGGAGCAUUGCAGGACUCUCGACGGCAGCUAAUGGGCCAACUUGAAGGUCUGAUGCGGAUGCUUAAGAAUCACCAAACCCAGAGCCCUCGCUCUACGCCCAAUUCUAGUCCACGGUCCGGCAAAAGUCCGCCACUUCCACAAGGUCCGCAAAUUCCGAAUCAACUCCGGGGGCCCGCGUUACCUCAGAAUGUGCCACCCCACCUGCAGCAGAGCAUUCUCCAGCAACAGCAGCAGGCCCUCCUCAUGAACAGUCAUCACCAGGAACCUCCGGGUAUGGGCCAUCCGCAUCCGAUGGACAUGCGAGGAUACGUUCACAAUGGGAAUAACAAUGGCAUGCCCGGAAGUCGCCUGCCGCUGGGAGCAGUACCCGGAUUGGUACCGGGCAAUCGAAACGAUUUGCACUACGCCGCCGAUUCGGUCUCGUCGGCGAUGAGCUCGCUAGUGCGUGAGCUCAACUCAGAGGAUUCCGACGAAGAGUAUGGCAUGCAACUUCAUGCCAGGCAGUUAGACUUUGACGAAAUGCAGAUGGUCGGUCACGAUUGGAGCGAUAAGGACAACGCACAGUGGCAGGAGCAGUUUGCCCAGUGGAGCCUGAACUCUCAGAACCACCAGUAAAGGGGGCCAAUAAGCGUGUUCCGAAACUACUGGAAACUCGAAGCAGCGUGGCGGACCCGGAUGCAGACGCAGACGAAGAGGAAGAAAGCGAAUCCUUAAACUAAUAAGCAUCAGGGCGAACCUAACCGAAUGCCUAAAUAAGCAAAAAAUGCGUCACGACAUCACUCAUCUUCACAGCAAUUCUUCUAAAUCUAUUCUAAAACAAAAAACAUUCCAUAUUAGUGCAGCAGUGGUCGAAAGAAAUAAGCUUUAUCGAUAGCAUGAGUCAACAAAAAAAAAGGUUUAAAAUACACAAAAUAGCUUAAUCAGAUUUUUCCGGCAAAUGGCAACCAUUCCAUAUCACUAAAAAUAAUAGAAGUUGAACUAGACAGCAUACAAUUGAAAAACCACUUUAAAGAAACACAUCCCACACACACAAACACACAACUACAUAAUCGUCUUAUUAAAACAAAACAAAAAGAAACGUGUAACGUGAGUGCUUUUUAGCAAGAAGGAGAGAUAGAAUUAAUCAAAUUGCUAAUCGAAUGCUUAACUCUCAUUCAAAGAUGUUUGAAACCUGAAAAAAAUUGUAGCAAUAUUAUUUGUGCUGUUUUUUUUUUUUACUUUUUUGGGAUAACUUGUCCCGGGAACACUGUUACGAGCACUCGAAUCCAACUCGAAAACUGGUUACACUGCUAGUUCGUUACAUAAGUUAUCUUCUAUAUGUAUAGGUAUAUGAUAAUUCGCAAGCCAUUAUAAUCGUUAAUUAAUGCAUGAUCACAAGUCAACGAUUCCGUCGAUCGAACAGAUGUUUGUGUACUUAAAAACCGCUCGAUAGGUUUAUUUAUUUCCUUUAGU